AUGCCUGAGAAAAUAACUCCUGAGGAUAUUUUGAACAACAUUGUGGAAACAUUUGCUGAAAGUAGUUCAAAACAGAAAUCUGUGCCACUUUUUGGGGAAGAGACAUCAAACUCAGUCACUUCUCAGUUGAACCGGCUAUUUGGACGCCAAAAGCCCGUCCACCACCUUUUGGGUGGAGGCAAAUCUGCUGAUGUCUUGUUGUGGAGGAACAAAAAGAUAUCAGCUAGUUUUUUAACUGGUGCAACUGCUGUCUGGGUGCUCUUUGAAUGGCUCAAUUAUCAUUUCUUGACUCUUGUGGGCUUUGCUUUGGUUCUUCUUAUGCUUGCUCAGUUCCUUUGGUCAAAUUUUUCUGGCAUAAUUAGCAGGUCCCCAUCUGAAGUACCUCGCCUUGUUGUGCCUGAUAAAUUAUUUGUCAAUAUUGCCAUCUCGAUUGGUCAUGAAAUUAAUCGAGCCUUGGAAUUUAUUCAAGAUGUUGCACUUGGAGGAAAUUUGAAGCAAUUUAUUAUGGUUGUAGCAAGCUUGUGGAUUGCUGCAGUGAUAGGAAGCUGGUGUAAUUUUCUGACCGUUUUGUACAUUGGUGAGAGAUCCAACCACUAA
Molecule: messenger RNA, 597 nt
Organism: Prunus armeniaca (apricot)
Lineage: Eukaryota; Viridiplantae; Streptophyta; Magnoliopsida; Rosales; Rosaceae
Source: the annotation of a GenBank genome assembly